Messenger RNA from Guyanagaster necrorhizus, 1919 nucleotides. RefSeq lists its product as uncharacterized. The record is from RefSeq and is a predicted model, not a curated record. The transcript is spliced from 12 exons. Gene Ontology annotation, molecular function: metallodipeptidase activity. NCBI's taxonomy places the organism in Eukaryota, Fungi, Basidiomycota, Agaricomycetes, Agaricales, Physalacriaceae. Gene Ontology annotation, biological process: proteolysis. Bases 82 to 1542 code for a protein of 486 amino acids.
UCGGAAGCCGGACCGGUCACCAUCGCGAUAGCAUUGCCGGUCGUGUUAGCAUGUGAUUUACAUCAGUUAUCGGUUUUUGUAAUGCGAAGCAGUCAUUCAUCCGAUUCUUCUGCCAGCUCGAACGUGGAUUCCACGCGUCCUCGCUUCCCGUCUCGUUGGGCUGUCCAUAGAAUCGGCGCCGCAGUCGUCACCCAAGUUCUUGCCAGGAUGUCGUUGUCCCCCGUCAAGCAACACGAGGAUCCUGAGCUUCCCGGGCCCUACAUUACUGAGUCUACGUCUCUUCUUAAUUCGAAGCAGGAGACUCCAUGCGAGGCAAACCCGAGAACGCGAGGUGCAGUAUGGUCUGCCUUGACCACGCUCAUGGUCGCAGCCUUGGUAGUCCUGUUCUUCUUCCAGGAUUCUCUUCCAGACGGCAUCGCGCCCUGGCUAGGCGCUCUCCCAAAAGACCCAAUGCUUGCUGCCCUAAAGAUCCUGGAAAGGGCACCUGUUAUCGAUGGACACAUCGACCUCCCGUGGCUCGUACGCAUGGAAUACGCCAACAAUAUCUCUGCUGUCGAUCUCGAAUCCACGAUGCCCGGCCAUGUGGAUAUUCCUAGACUUCGACAGGGCAAAGUCGGGGGUUUCUUCUGGUCGGUAUUCGUUGAUUGUGCGGAUCCAGAAGCAGAGGGCCCCGAAUUUUUGUCUGCAACAUGGAAAGUCAGGGAUACCAUAGAGCAAAUUGACUCCGCAAGAAUGUCGAUCGAGAAAUAUCCUGAUACAUUUCAGCUCGCUCUUGGCUCAUCAGAAAUCAAGUCUGCCAUUACCAAAGGCAAAAUUGCGAGCCUUAUCGGUGUCGAAGGUGGUCAUCAGCUAGGAAACUCAAUCGCUGCUCUUCGGCAAUAUCAUUCUCUGGGCGUUCGAUAUAUGACUUUGACCCAUGUCUGUCAUAAUGCAUUCGCGGACUCCUGCGGAUUUUAUCCCGGAAAGAAGCCGCGACAUGGUGGUCUCAGUACCCUUGGGUAUGCACUCAUCGAUGAAAUGAACCGCCUCGGCGUGCUAGUGGAUCUCUCACAUACUUCGGAUGCGACUGCGGCCCAAGCUUUGAACUAUUCUAAAGCACCCGUGAUAUGGUCUCAUUCGUCAUCGAGAGCUGUACACGACCAUGUUAGAAACAUCCCUGAUGAAGUGUUGAAAUUAGUAGGUACUGGGGAAGGGCAAAGUGAUGCUGUUAUCAUGGUAAACUUCGCGCCCAAUUUCGUAGCAGACCCUGGUCAGGCAACCUUACAAGCUGUGGCUAAUCAUGUCGAACAUAUCGCAAGCGUUACGGGAAAGCAACAUGUUGGCAUAGGGAGUGAUUUCGAUGGUAUCGGGAGUACUCCCGCAGGGUUGGAGGACGUGUCAACAUAUCCUGCAUUGGUAGCGGAAUUGUACCGGAGAGGUUGGAAUAAGUACGAACUAGCAGGGUUCACAGGGGGGCAAUCUACUGCGGAUUUUCGAAGGCGCGGAGAAGGUGUCGAACCGACUGAAAGACUCGGGCAUGGCUCCCGUGUACGAUAUCUAUGACAAGUGUAACUCCGCAUCCUUCGACAUCUCCGAUCCGUCUAAUGUUCUCAUCAGAUCUUGGUGAUAGGAAAUCUCGGCCAUUUCCUUGAACAAUCCUGGAGACAGUUCUCUAAAGUCAAUUACAUUGUGUGCUGGCUACGGAAAUUAUUCUGAGCCCGAUACAGAGAAGACAUGAGGCUCGAGAUCGCAUGUAAUCCUUUCUUUGAUGGACAGCCUUCAUCAUGAACUCUUGGCCGUGGUUUGAUCAUUUGGGUAGAAUGAGAGGUUUGAUCAACACCUUUUGAUGCCGGUCGUCGGUGUCUGUAAACCAGUACUUUACAAGGCCGGUACCAUGUCUCAGAGACCUCGAGGCCAAAACGGAAUAAAAUGGUCAAGGC